GAAAAAAAAAAAAAAAAAAACAGAAAGCCCUAGAUCGAUCGAAAGAAGAUGGCGGAUAUUCUGCGGUGGAUGUUGGAAAGCGGAAAGCUAACGGACGAACAAUGCCUCUCUAUGUUGAGGGGAUUAGAUUUCGAUAAAGAAGCCAAAGUAACAAAUGAGGAAGAAGAAGAAGUCGACAACCGGAAACCUCUGCUGCAGUUGUUGGACAUGCGGAAGCUACCUAAUGAAGAAAAGAAACGUAUUUUUUGCCAAUAUGAAGAACUAGGGGUUGAAGAAGAAGACAUGGAUUACAUUAGGCAAAUCGCAAAUACUCAGGGUUUCGAUUUCAAUCCUGACGUUCGUAUCCCACGUCUUAAAGGAUACUCACCAUUUUAUUUUGGCGGAAACGAAGAACAACCACCUACGGAAAUGGUUCUCUACGGCCGUUUGGGAAUUCAUUGGUUCAACUUUGAGCAGAAAAGGAAGUUGGAGUUCAUACGCAUACCAAAAUUGAAUACCGAACAUCCCUUUUCUGUUUCUUACUUUAUUACUGUCGAGGUUAAAGAUGUUGAUGCUGCUGCUGCUGAUUCUCUCACUUUGCAAACUCUGGUCAGGAGACCUUCCUUUCCCGAGUUGAAACUCUUGAUGGAACGCUGCAGAAUCAAACCAGCGGAAAUAUUAGACCACUCGUUUAAGUGCUUCUGUCUUGGUUUGAGACCUAAGUUUUACCGAGGAUGUAUGCCUACCUUUUUGUCGGAACCACCAGAAGAAGCUGAUAAUGAUGAUGAUGGUCUGAGAUUUUACGAGGUUCAGGCCAAGGACAUUGAUAACAAUGAUUGGCUUCUUCUGUAUACCGAGUUUGCACUUUUCCAAGUUUGCAAGGCUGGAUCUCAUUCUUUCGAUGGAGAUGAAGAAGAUACUUGUGGAAACCCUAGAAACUCAUACUGAGCCGUCUCUGAAGCUCGAAUCUUUGAAUGCUAUCUUCCACAUAAGCUUCAGGGCCAACAGUUGCGACUACACAUUGGUAGUAAGGAGGACUACACAGUGCCGUGCUAAGGUAUAUGG
Arabidopsis arenosa is the source of this 1044-nucleotide messenger RNA. The record is from the annotation of a GenBank genome assembly. Lineage: Eukaryota; Viridiplantae; Streptophyta; Magnoliopsida; Brassicales; Brassicaceae.